This is a messenger RNA of Brassica oleracea var. oleracea, 822 nucleotides long. RefSeq lists its product as uncharacterized. The transcript has 2 exons. NCBI's taxonomy places the organism in Eukaryota, Viridiplantae, Streptophyta, Magnoliopsida, Brassicales, Brassicaceae. The coding region runs from base 94 to 561 and encodes 155 amino acids. The record is from RefSeq and is a predicted model, not a curated record.
UUAUCCUUUUAUCUCCCAAACCAAACUCAUCUUAUCUUUUAAUUACAACUUUGAAACAGAACAGAGACCAAACCUAUCUACUUCUGUCUCUAGAUGGCUCGUUCCCUUUCGAUUUCUCUCUCUAAAGUCCGACUCACCGCAUCUGCAUCCUCUCUCCUCCCUUCAUCACACCUCCUUUCCUUCCGAUCUCAAUCCUCCGAUCGUCGCGGCGAUCUCCACGAAACCGACACCGCCUCGCCGUCGGAUCCUUUAAUACAGAAGCUCGAAGACGCUGUUCACCGGAUAUUCGUACGCCGAGCUGCACCUGAUUGGCUCCCGUUUGUUCCAGGUGCUUCCUAUUACGUCCCGCCUCCAGGAUCUGGAUCCCAGAGUCAUGGGGUCGCUCAGCUAGUUGCGAAGCUGGCUAAUCCGUUAACCGAUGAAGAAACACUCUCCACCAAUUCGUCUCACGGAUGGCCUUCCUCUGAUUAUUUCCUCAAAGGUGUACAACCUCGACUGAUGGAGACCAAGAUCGAGACUAGUUCAAAUACUGAGUAUCACUCUGAGGACGAGGAAGGGUGAAACUGCACUAUUUGAAGAUCAGAUAUCAUAAGAAAACGAACCAAAAUGCAUAAGACUGCCAUACAGACAACCAUGUUUCUUUAUUAGUCCCGAAAUGUAAAAAGUAAUUCGAGUAAGAGUAGCUGUUGUAUGCUUGUAGCAUUUCCCUCUUUUUAAUGUAAUAUUCUUUACCCUUUUUAUAAAGAUCUUGUAUAUAUUUCUGUUUUACGAGAAGGUAAUGGGAUCAUCCUACCUCAUUGGAAGUAUUGUCUCUCAAGUUAA